Molecule: messenger RNA, 846 nt
Organism: Dovyalis caffra
Lineage: Eukaryota; Viridiplantae; Streptophyta; Magnoliopsida; Malpighiales; Salicaceae
Source: the annotation of a GenBank genome assembly
AUGAUGUCCGGAGUAGGCAAAUACACUCACAUUGAUGAUCAAAAAGUCUCUGGAUCUGUUCCUGCUGUUCAAGAUCCCGGCCACGUCGCCGUCCAAUUCACCGAUUCGAAUUUGCAGACAUUUCCACCAUCGGUUGCACAGGGGAAGAUCUCUGGUGGAUCCCGUCCGCCUCGUGAUGCUGAUGAUACAUUUUCAAAACCUAUUUCUGGUUCUGACGAACCCCAGCAAGGUGGUUGGUUUCGGACAUUUACAGUUGCUGCAUAUAAGCCAUACUUUGAUGUUGACACUACCGAUGUUUUGGAAAGGAUAAAAGAUUCACUUUUCCCAUUUAGAGGAAGUUUUACCGAAAAAACAGCGAACAACCCAGAUUUGUAUGGACCAUUUUGGAUAUGCACUACCCUAAUCUUUGUAGCAGCCUCCAUUGGAACUUUUGUGACAUAUAUAGCACACAAGCUGCAGAAGAAAGAAUGGAACUAUGAUAUAAAUCUCGUGACUUGGUCUGCUGGAGUGUUUUAUGGCUAUGUCCUUCUUGUUCCUCUUGCAUUGUAUGUAAUUCUCAAGUACUUCUCAGCACCAUCAGGCCUUGUUCAGCUGUUCUGUCUUUACGGCUACUCCCUAUUUGUCUUUAUUCCAGCAUUGUGCCUCUCAAUCAUACCCGUGGAAAUUUUCAGAUGGGUGAUUGCCGGUGUGGCAGGGUUCAUGUCAGCAACCUUUGUGGCACUUAAUCUCCGAGCACAUAUCAUGACCGCAGGAGAAAGGUGGUUUUUGAUCGUAGCCGGCAUCUUUCUAUUGCAGUUGGCUCUGUCCGUUGUAUUGAAGCUUUAUUUGUUCACUGUUACUGUAUGA